AGUUCAAGUAACGAGACCUGCAAAACGUCAUCUACCAGCGAACAGUCAGAAGUUCUCGCACUACAAACUGAAAUCUUCACUGACAGGCCAAAGGAAGUGUCGUUCAAAGCACAUAUUCCCCAAAUUUCUAUUGUGAGAUCGGAAACCGAAAUACCUGUCGAGAAACCUCACGUGGACGCGCAAGCCCUACCCAUUGUGUCUGACGUGUUUCCUAUAUACGAAGAAACCGUUAAGGAAAAAUUUGUAAAUCAAGAGGAAUCCAUUCACGAAGAAAUUACACGCCCAAAUUCGGAACAAAUACUCGGCUCAGAACCCGUCAUAAAGGGAAAUAGGGAUUCAGAAACAUCAGUUGGUGUUACGGAAAGCAUUAUCCCUAAAUUUAAGGCACUUGCAGCUAAGGCUGUUACCCAAGCAGAGGUUGCCAGCGUCGAAUUACAGCCUCUUUCUACCCUCGUAAUUGCAUCUCCAUCAGCAGCAGCAGCCACCAAGCUUCCCGAGGAACCUAAUAUCAAAGAACCACAACAUUCCACCAUCGUAGGUGAGCAAAAGGAGACUACCGCUUCCAGUAUCAGUGAUAUUACUGUCGAAAUCAACAAAAUACCCGUUAUUCCAGUUACCUCUCUAUCUAAAGCCACAGUUACUUCACAAGUACAAGCAGUUUCCGCUUUCCCUAAAUCGACCAGAAUUGUGGAACAAAUCCCCGUGUCCGAGGUCGAAGAACUCUGUCUUUUUGACCAUCAAGAGUCUAUUGAGGUUGAAAAAACGGUAAAUAGCGGCAGUUCUGUUGACAUUUUUGCUGCGCAUCAAACUGACUAUAUUAAGGAGGUGCCAGUAAUGAAACCGAAAACUUCAGAAACAUUGGAAGAGUCUACUCCUGCUUUUACAUCAAAUGAUCAAUAUGAGAUUUCGGCGUCAGAUGGCUCAGAAGAAGCCGCCAGUCCCUGUAGUAGUGAAACUGACUCUGAGCUUGUGCAAUCCUUGCCGAAAGGUAUUUUCAAUGAUCCUGAUAAUGAUAUUGUGGAAGAUGCACCCGAGGUCUUAGACGGAAAAACUAUUCCUCGGGUUCUAGUUCCUGAUGAUUUGUGGGCCGAAGCCGUGGAGAAAGACACUUGGCGUGAGACGUUUUAUGUGCCCGCCAGCAUGGGUGGUGUACUCAUUGGGCGAUUCGGAAAGAAUGUUCGUGAGCUUAAGAGUCAGUGGAAUGCAGAGUUUUCGCUUAACAUGUGUCCUGGACGUCAGGACACUCUUCUUCUUAAACUCUCUUGUCCUGUUGAGCACAAGGAAAAUGUGUUGCAUUGGAUUAGUGGAAGAUUUAAAAUGAGGCCAUCUCAAACAACAAUCGGAAAUCCAAACCAAUUGAGACGCUUGCUUCCGCUUGGUCAUUUUACCCAAAUUCAAGUUCGUAGUCUGUACGGACUGAAGGAGUUCUUUGUAACUAUAAAGGAUUCGGAAUACAGUCGGUACUUGGCCAUGCAGGAAGAGCUAGACAAAGAUUAUGCGUCUUUGAGCAGCUCCCGAAUGCAGCUUUACGAACCUGUUACUUCCGGCACCGUGGCGAUUCUUCCCCAUUCCUAUGGUUUUGCUCGCGCUCUCAUCCUCAAAGUCCUUCUGACGUGGCCUCGUCAAGCCGUCUGUUUUAUGCUUGAUCACGGCACUUUCGGGGUUAUUGGACUGUCCGAAUUACGAAAAAUUAAAGCCAAAUAUAUGCGGGUGCCGUUCCAAGCUAUACACGUUAGCUGGGCUCACGCCCUCCCCAUCUACUCUGAUGUACCUGACCUGCACAUAUUACGAACCUUCUUCUCUGGCGACAAAACCGUUGCUUUUCCUGUUCGAAUGGAGACCUGUUGUCGAGCUUCAGUUGCUCUCCUUGACUACCAACCACCGCAGUCGACCACAGACCAGCCCACAUAUAGCGACCUCUUAGCUUUAGCUUGUCGCAGUGGCCUUUAUGUUGCCGCUCCUUUGGGUAUCUUCCCAGACCGCCAAACAUGGCUGAACCGAACUGAUAGGCCUUAUUAUCCUUGCCCUUACUCGGACAUUGCCUACAAACAACUUGUUGAGUACUACCCUGAGGAGUCCCUCCCAAGCAACUCUGGGUUACAAUCCCAGCAACAGUCAAAGCAGCAUAAAGGUAUGGGUCAACUCCAGACUCGAACUGGACGAGGCGGUGGAAGUUAUCGACGGUCACACCACCACAGCCAUAAUCGCCGUUUUCGUAAAAAUUCACAUCGAACUAACAACAGUAACAAUUUCCACAACGGACAAACAAAGAGGGAACAACUGGCAGCUGCAAAAGGGUGA
Molecule: messenger RNA, 2301 nt
Organism: Mesocestoides corti
Lineage: Eukaryota; Metazoa; Platyhelminthes; Cestoda; Cyclophyllidea; Mesocestoididae
Source: the annotation of a GenBank genome assembly